This is a messenger RNA of Zingiber officinale, 935 nucleotides long. RefSeq lists its product as uncharacterized. Lineage: Eukaryota; Viridiplantae; Streptophyta; Magnoliopsida; Zingiberales; Zingiberaceae. The coding region runs from base 202 to 549 and encodes 115 amino acids. The transcript is spliced from 2 exons. The record is from RefSeq and is a predicted model, not a curated record.
AAUACACAACCAAAAUCUCUUCCCUUUCUGGCUUCCUCUCGCGCUCGCUCUCUCUUUCUCUCUCUGUAUUUCUCCUUACGAAUCGCCUCUUCCCUCCGGCGAUCGCUGGGAUCUGGCCGAGCCCGGCCACCGUCGCCUCGGUUACAUCCAAUCUCCUCUUUCGGCGCGCUGACGUGGCGCGCAUCGGAGCCGGCACGAGCCAUGUCGAGCCAGUCGCCGACACUUGGCGCAACGAGGAAGCGGAAAGACCGCGAGCCGUCCGAUGAAGCCGAGCUGGGGAAGCCAGCUAAGCGGAGCGACAACCGGCUCCUCGCCGGCCUCCUCGCGCACGAGUUCCUCACGCGCGGGUCGCUGUUCGGGAGCCGGUGGGACCUGACUCGGUCCGCUCCGCCCGAACCGGACCGGAAGGAAAAGAAGGACAUCGGGCUUUUGCCGCCGCCGCCGCCGGUGAGGUAUGCGGAGGCGUCGCACCUGGUGAUGCGCGGCGGCGCCCACGUGGCCGGCGUCGUCAACCCCACGCAGCUGGGGCGGUGGCUGCAGCAGAUGUGACGGCGGCGGGGACACGUGAAGGCCUCUCGUUGGCCGCGUUCCCUGGAUCGCGUCUGCCGCCUUAUCACCUUCCCCAUCUCCGCCAUCCUCUGUCUCAAGCUGCUAAACCAGAGAAAAAAAACAAAGCACAGGAGAAGAACUCGAUGAGGCUGGUGGCGAUUUCAAUUCAUUUUCUUUAUUCUGUUUUGUGGUGCCUUUCUUCUUCUUCUUCUCCUUCUCAGAAUCGCAAUUUAGUUUCUUCUCUCUCCAGAUGUGAUCGAACACUGAAUGUGCAUGCUUCGUUUCAGAAAAAAAAUGGCAGUAUUUUGAGUUAUUCAACGUCUGUUUCAUGCAAAUGGACUUGUUUUUCUCAUGAAUUAUCUACAUAAAUUUGCAUGUUUUGAUCA